ACACAUCUACCAGGAGGGAGCGACUAAACAUUUCCACAAAUCUGCCAGGAGGGAGCGACAAAACAUUUCAGUCAUAACAGCGUUACACCGACAUAUCAUUAGUAUUUAUAUUUAGCUUUAUUUUAAACAAUAUGCAGUGACAUUAAUACAAGUUUAGACACUGGUACUGGGCUAAAGUGAUGUAGUGGUUCAGACGCAAUUUGUUUUGUCGGGCCGAGACAGUUCUGCUUGCUUGGUCCACAGACUUCCUCCAACAUGGCGCUCUCCGCAAAAGGAGCGUUCAGCUACAGCUUCCUCAGGAAUGCUGCGCGCGCGCUCAGCGGCUGUAGACCGGCAGGGCCUCGGCGGUGGCUCGGGCGACUCCCGGCGGUGGCGCGUACUGACUGGGUGUCCUUGAGCUCGUGUGGAGGACUGUGCGCCGUACCGCUUUCAAAGGUGGAGGAGCUCUCCCAUGAAGCCCUGAUCCGCAGAACAUCAUCCCUGGUGACGGACAGCGCUAACACAUACCUGUCCCAGACCACCCUGGCUCUGGUGGAGGCACUCGCACAGUACACCACAGCUGUGCACGCUCUUAUCGCUCUGCAGAAGCGAUACUUGACAUCGCUAGGAAAGCUCACUGCUGAGGAGGAGGAUGCCAUUUGGCAAGUGAUCAUUGCCCAGCGUGUGGAGGUGAGUGACAGGCUGGAUGGAUGCAAGCGAUUUGAAUCAAACUGGAGGAAUGCAGUCAGCCUUUGUGAGCUAGCUGCUGAGACAGCACACAAAGCAGGGGCCCAUGAGGCAUCAGUCACAGCACAAACCAAUCUACAGGUAGCGCAGUCCCAGGUAGAGGAGGUAUGGCAGCUGUCACUGGUGGCUGAGAGGAAGCUGGUGGAAACCAAGGCUGAGGAGAUCCGGAGGAUUGCAGAGUUUGCAGCUGCCAUGGAGAAGAGGACCGAAGACACCCCAAAGGCUUACCUGCGAGAAGACUGAUCUUAUAUCUUGUUAACCACUGGGGGGGACACAAAUUGAUAAAUUAGAGCCUCUUGCUGUUAAUAUGUUGGCAUUGUCUUGACAGUCUGCUGAGGAACCUGUCUGGAAAGUGCUCUGAUUACUGCCUAUGUGAGUUUGACUUUUGUAGGGGUUUUCGAAAUACAGCAUCUGCUUAUUUGUAAAUACAGAAUGCACCUUUUUAGAUGGUUUCUGUACUGCCAGGCUUAAUGUUUCAUGAAAGUCUAAUUAGGGUGCUGUUGGAAUUUUGAGGUGGGUAUAAACUUGUGCACACUAUACAAGGGAUGUACUUUGCCUCAAAAAUAUACUCAGGAUCCACUUACAGAAAUAUAAAAGAAGUCUAUAUCCUGGUUGUAAGCGUCUGCUAAACAAAAGCUUCCGCUUUUCAAUGUUUGACAGAGAGGUCACAUGAAAAUCACAUUUAAUACACUGACCUAAGCAAGAAGCUAAGUGCCUUGCUGGUUGUGACUGAGUUCACAAUGAAAUUUAUGUAAGGUGGCUUACUUAGAAAAGUUGAGGAAUUGGAUAGGAGGGGAGUGUUUAGGAGGCAAAUUUAACUGCACAUUUUGAAAAAUUUUUAUAGUGAAUUUGCAUGUUAAUGUCAGUUCUUUUUUUUUGUUUAUAUGUAAAGAAGAAACAAUAUAAAGAUUAACUAAAUAUGUUAAAUCUUACAGGAGUUUUUUCUUUUUUCUCUAGAGGUACUGUAAAUGCAGUUAGGCUAGAGUGUGAGAGCAUAUCUUAGAACAGAUCUAAAACUCAGAUUUUAUGGCAAGACCUGGAAAUAAGUUUAUUGAAAAUCCAUAAGUUGCUGAUCUAAACUGUAGAACUGUGUUCUACAGUAAGAGAGAUAGCUUAUUGGGGUAUUUGGAAUAAUGGUGCAGGUUAUUAAAUAAUUAUCCCAUAUUGUGUUAUUUGUACUUUUUUUUUAUCAGAUAUGGUUGCUCUCUAAUUUACAAACUUAAUUGAGAUCAAGAGAUGGUUUGUUACUUAAAUUGUAGUUCAGAAGUGGAAUGUGACAGGUUGGUAAGGAGCUCAUCAAUUCUACUUGCAGCUACUAAUGUAAUAUGCACUGGUAGCACAGUGGUAUUGGGCUAGCAGGCUACUUUGAGACUUGUAUGUAGCAGUUUCUCUUGCUGUUAGUGAAAUGUCCGUUUUGAUUAUCUGUCACUUUGGGGAAAACAUCUUCUAAAUUAAUGAAUGUAAAUUUCAGCAACUUGAUCUUAAGAGUUGUCGCACGGAGCAAACAGGAGACCCGGGUGUGGACCUAGUUGCGGGAUUGUUUAUUACAAAGGCAUAAGGGGCAAAAGCUCCGUGGUUGGGGACAGGCGUGGUUCAAUCUGAGGCAAAUCCGAAGACGUGGGCGAUGCUGUGAGAGACAGGGACAAGGAAUUGGGCAAGAGAACAAGGAGGGAAAUACAUGGAGAAGGGUAGGUAAGGCAAGGUCUGCCUAUCGUGAGCGCAGAAGGGACGGUUGUCUCAAAAAGAUUCCGCAAGCGAGUAGUAGACUUCUUUAUACCCAGCUGCUUUGCUUGCGAGCAGGUGCUUGCAGUUGUGCUCCUUCCCCUCCAGCCUUACACCCUGUGUCGCCGGGUUAGGCUCCUGUUCGCCGCAACCUUGCUUGCAACAAGUGGCUUCGGAGUGUGUGUGUGUGUGUGUGUGUGUGUGUGUGUGUGUAAACGAUUAUGAAAUUUGCAUUUCCUGUAUUGUGUGUAUUAAUAACUCAGCAGAUAUUAAUUUGGGGUUCAUUGAGAACACAUACCAUGUGUAACUGAGAAUUUAACAAAUGAGUCUCGUUUGUUGCGUUUGGAAAAAUGGUACAUAAAUGUGUUACAGUAAUAAAAAUUUGCUGUUGCUUUUUUCCUGAUAAAGUUCUGGUUGGUUAUAUGAACUAUUAUGCAAACGUUAAAGAAUUUUGUGCAGUGUUUUGAGAAAAUUAUGCAUGUAUGAGAUUGACAAGAAUUUACAAUAUAUCUAGGACAAUUACAUGGCACCGAAAAUUGUGCAGGUUGGUAUUCCACCUCCAGCUUUGGUACAAGUCUUGAGCAAGGUCUUUUACCCUAAAUUACUUCAGUAAAAUGACCCAGUUGUAUAAGUGGGUAAAUAAUUGUGAAUAGUUUAAAAUUGUAAAUCACUUUGGAGAAAAGCAUCAGCUAAAUCAAUAAAUGUUAAUCUAAGCAUGUACUGUGCCAAUGAUGUAAUGCAUGUUAGAAAUUAUCAGGACUCUGUUCAGUGGAAAUGACUGGCUGGAUAGGAGAGGCAUGAAAAAGCCUCGUACAUGUCAGUUAACAUAAAAAAAGUAAGAGUGAAGCCUGUAAUACUCUGUACAUCAAUGAUUAUAUAGAAAUUAUAUAUCAUACCCAUUCCGAUCAAGUGAAUCAUUCUCUC
Messenger RNA from Scleropages formosus (Asian bonytongue), 3372 nucleotides. Its product is annotated as diablo homolog, mitochondrial-like. NCBI's taxonomy places the organism in Eukaryota, Metazoa, Chordata, Actinopteri, Osteoglossiformes, Osteoglossidae. The record is from RefSeq and is a predicted model, not a curated record. The transcript is spliced from 6 exons. The coding region runs from base 256 to 969 and encodes 237 amino acids. Gene Ontology annotation, cellular component: mitochondrion. Gene Ontology annotation, biological process: neuron apoptotic process; intrinsic apoptotic signaling pathway in response to oxidative stress.